Molecule: messenger RNA, 4895 nt
Organism: Ornithorhynchus anatinus (platypus)
Lineage: Eukaryota; Metazoa; Chordata; Mammalia; Monotremata; Ornithorhynchidae
Gene: ABCC9
Product: ATP binding cassette subfamily C member 9
Exons: 38
Coding region: 99-4745 (1548 amino acids)
Biological process (GO): potassium ion transport; transmembrane transport
Cellular component (GO): membrane
Molecular function (GO): ATP binding; sulfonylurea receptor activity; ATP hydrolysis activity
Source: RefSeq, a predicted model, not a curated record
GGGGCCGUCCAGCACGCACCGGCCGGACUCUGCGGCCCGCCCGGACCCCCCAGGCCCCGCACCCCGAAACCACGGCCCAGGUGGAGCGUCAAGGAACGAUGAGUCUCUCGUUCUGUGGCAACGACAACAUUUCUUCCUACAACAUCCAAAGAGGAGUCUUGGAAAAUGCCUGCUUUGUGGACGCCCUUAACCUCGUUCCUCAUGUCUUUCUGCUCUUCAUCACUUUUCCGAUACUGUUCAUCGGCUGGGGGAGCCAGAGCUCCAAGGUCCAGAUUCACCACAACACCUGGCUGCAUUUCCCCGGCCACAACCUCCGCUGGAUCCUGACCUUUGCCCUCCUCUUCGUGCACGUCUGCGAGAUCGCCGAGGGUAUCGUGUCGGACACACAGAUGGGAUCUCGGCACCUUCAUCUGUUCAUGCCGGCGGUGAUGGGCUUCGUGGCUACCACCACUUCCAUCGUUUAUUAUCACAACAUCGAAACAUCAAACUUCCCCAAAUUACUGCUGGCGCUCUUCCUCUACUGGGUGAUGGCCUUCGUCACGAAAACCAUCAAGCUGAUCAAGUACUGCCAGCUGGGCGUGGGCAUGGCCGAGCUGCGCUUCUGCAUCACGGGCAUGAUGGUCGUCCUCAACGGGCUGCUCAUGGCCGUGGAGAUCAACGUCAUCCGAGUCAGAAGGUACGUGUUUUUUAUGAAUCCCCAGAAAGUGAAGCCCCCCGAAGACCUCCAGGACCUGGGGGUGCGCUUCCUCCAGCCUUUCGUCAACCUGCUCUCCAAGGCCACUUACUGGUGGAUGAAUCCCCUCAUCAUGUCCGCCCACAAGAAGCCCAUCGACUUGAAGACCAUCGGCAAGCUGCCCAUCGCCAUGAGGGCCGUCACCAACUACGUCUGCCUGAAGGACGCGUAUGAGGAGCAGAAGAAGCAAGCGGAGGACCGUCCGCAGCGGCCGAUGCCGUCCAUCUGGCUGGCCAUGUACAAGGCGUUCGGCCGCCCCAUCCUCCUCAGCAGCACCUUCCGCUACCUGGCCGACCUGCUGGGCUUCGCGGGGCCGCUCUGCAUCUCGGGCAUCGUCCAGCAGACCUCCCUCAACGCCUCCGGCACGGCCACCGUCAUGCCAUCUCGGGCUUCCGUUUCCCUCACGUCGAAGGAAUUCCUGGAAAAUCCUUACGUCCUGGCCGUCCUCCUCUUCCUGGCCCUCAUCCUCCAGCGGACGUUUCUGCAGGCUUCCUACUACGUCACUAUCGAAACCGGAAUUAACCUCCGGGGAGCUCUGUUGGCCAUGAUAUACAACAAGAUCCUGAGGCUUUCCACUUCGAACCUGUCCAUGGGAGAGAUGACGCUCGGCCAGAUCAAUAACCUCGUUGCCAUAGAAACGAACCAACUGAUGUGGUUCCUCUUCCUCUGCCCCAAUCUCUGGGCAAUGCCCGUCCAGAUCAUCAUGGGGGUGAUUCUGCUCUACAACCUGUUGGGGUCCAGCGCGUUGGUGGGGGCCGCCGUCAUCGUCCUCCUCGCUCCCAUCCAGUACUUCAUCGCCACCAAGCUGGCCGAGGCCCAGAAGAGCACUUUGGAUUAUUCUACCGAACGGCUGAAGAAAACCAACGAGAUAUUGAAAGGAAUCAAACUUUUAAAACUCUAUGCCUGGGAGCACAUAUUUUGUACGAGCGUGGAGGAGACCAGAAUGAAAGAACUCAGCAGCCUCAAGACUUUCGCCCUGUACACGUCUCUGUCCAUUUUUAUGAACGCAGCCAUCCCGAUUGCAGCUGUUCUUGCGACGUUUGUGACGUACGCGUACGUGGAGGGUCCGCUGAAGCCAGCCCAGGCCUUCGCCUCUCUUUCCCUCUUCCACAUCCUGGUCACGCCGCUCUUCCUGCUCUCCACCGUCGUCAGGUUUGCCGUCAAAGCCAUCAUCAGCGUCCAGAAGCUGAACGAGUUUCUGCUCAGCGAUGAGAUCGGUGACGACCCCUGGAGAAACAGCGAAAGCCCUUUGACGUUCGAGUCGUGUAAGAAGCACCCGACUUCCCAACCGAAAACGAUAAACAGGAAGCAGCCCGGGAGAUACCAUCUGGACGCCUACGAACAGCCGUCGAGACGCCUUCGACCGGCCGAGACCGAAGAUGUGGCCAUCAAGGUGACAAAUGGAUUCUUCUCCUGGGGAAGCGGGCUGGCCACGUUAUCCAAUAUCGAUAUUCGAAUUCCAACGGGUCAGUUGACGAUGAUCGUGGGUCAAGUUGGCUGCGGGAAAUCGUCCCUCCUCCUGGCUAUCCUCGGGGAGAUGCAGGCCCUGGAGGGCAAAGUUCACUGGAGCAACAGGAAUAGAUACUCUGUGGCGUACGCAGCUCAGAAGCCUUGGCUGUUGAACGCGACCGUAGAAGAAAAUAUUAUUUUUGGAAGCAUCUUCAACAAACAGAGAUACAAAGCUGUAACAGAUGCCUGCUCUCUGCAGCCAGAUAUUGAUUUGCUGCCGUUCGGCGACCAGACGGAAAUUGGAGAAAGGGGGAUUAAUUUAAGUGGAGGCCAAAGACAAAGAAUCUGUGUCGCCCGAGCGCUGUAUCAGAACACCAACGUCGUCUUUUUGGACGACCCCUUCUCUGCCUUGGACAUCCACCUGAGCGAUCACUUGAUGCAGGAAGGAAUCUUGAAGUUUCUCCAGGAUGACAAGAGGACGUUGGUGCUCGUGACCCACAAGCUUCAGUAUCUAACGCACGCGGAUUGGAUCAUCGCCAUGAAGGACGGAAGCGUGCUGAGGGAAGGGACCUUGAAGGACAUUCAGAACAAGGACGUGGAACUGUACGAACACUGGAAGACCCUCAUGAAUCGCCAAGACCAGGAAUUAGAAAAGGACAUGGAAGCGGAUCAAACGACUCUAGAACGGAAAACUCUCCGGAGGGCCAUGUACUCGAGAGAAGCCAAGGCCCAGAUGGAGGAUGAAGAUGAAGAGGAGGAAGAGGAAGAGGACGAAGACGACGACAUGUCCACGGUCAUGAGGCUGAGGACGAAGAUGCCCUGGAAGGCCUGCUGGCGCUAUCUCACUUCCGGCGGCUUCUUCCUGCUCUUCCUGAUGAUCUUCUCCAAGCUCCUGAAACACUCCGUCAUCGUGGCCAUCGACUUCUGGCUCGCCACCUGGACCUCCGCAUCCAACGGAGACGCUUCGAAAAACUCCACGGGCGGCCCCAGGGACCAUCAGACGUACUACGUGGCCGGAUUCAGCCUCCUGUGCGGCGUGGGCAUCUUCCUCUGCCUGGUCACGUCGCUCACCGUUGAGUGGAUGGGGCUCACGGCCGCCAAAAACCUGCACCACGAUCUCCUCAACAAGAUCAUCCUCGGGCCCAUCCGGUUCUUCGACACUACCCCCCUGGGACUCAUUCUCAAUCGAUUUUCUGCCGACACGAAUAUCAUCGACCAGCACAUCCCCCCAACCCUGGAAUCCCUGACCCGCUCUACCUUGCUCUGCCUGUCCGCCAUCGGAAUGAUCUCCUACGCCACGCCCGUGUUCCUGGUCGCACUGGUCCCCCUGGGAAUCGCCUUUUAUUUCAUCCAGAAAUACUUCCGCGUGGCUUCCAAGGAUCUCCAGGAGCUGGACGACAGCACCCAGCUCCCUCUGCUCUGCCACUUCUCGGAAACCGCCGAAGGGCUGACCACCAUCAGAGCAUUCAGGCACGAAACGCGGUUUAAGCAGCACAUGCUGGAGCUGACGGACACUAACAACAUCGCCUAUUUGUUUCUGUCGGCUGCUAACCGCUGGCUGGAAGUCCGGACGGAUUAUCUCGGAGCGUGCAUCGUCCUCACCGCGGCUGUGGCCUCUAUCGCCUCCAUUCCUGGGGGUCCUAAGUCUGGACUGGUGGGCUUAGGUCUCCUCUACGCACUGACGAUCACCAACUACCUGAACUGGGUUGUGAGAAAUUUGGCCGAUCUGGAGGUCCAGAUGGGAGCGGUGAAGAAAGUGAACAGUUUCUUGAAUAUGGAGUCGGAAAACUACGAAGGAACCAUGGAUCCCUCUGAAGUUCCGGAACACUGGCCGCAGGAGGGUGAGAUCAAGAUUCACGAUCUGUGCGUCCGAUACGAAAAUAACCUGAAGCCUGUCCUCAAACACGUCAAGGCCUACAUCAAACCCGGGCAAAAGGUUGGGAUCUGCGGACGCACCGGCAGCGGGAAGUCAUCCCUGUCUCUGGCUUUCUUCCGGAUGGUCGACAUAUUCGACGGGAGGAUCGUGAUCGACGGGAUCGACAUCUCGAAGCUCCCCCUGCACACGCUGCGAUCCAGGCUGUCCAUCAUCCUGCAGGACCCCAUACUCUUCAGCGGCUCCAUUAGGUUUAAUUUGGACCCGGAAUGUAAAUGUACUGAUGACAGGCUUUGGGAAGCUCUGGAAAUCGCUCAGCUUAAGAACAUGGUCAAAUCACUCCCGGGAGGUUUGGAUGCGAUGGUCACAGAAGGCGGGGAGAAUUUCAGCGUGGGGCAGAGGCAGCUGUUCUGCUUGGCUCGAGCCUUCGUCCGCAAGAGCAGCAUCCUCAUCAUGGACGAAGCCACCGCCUCCAUCGACAUGGCCACGGAGAACAUUCUGCAGAAGGUGGUCAUGACCGCGUUCGCAGACCGCACGGUGGUGACCAUCGCGCAUCGGGUGCACACGAUUCUGACGGCGGACCUGGUCAUUGUGAUGAGAAGAGGGAAUAUCCUCGAAUACGAUACCCCUGAGAGCCUCUUGGCUCAGGAGGACGGGGUAUUCGCUUCGUUCGUGCGAGCGGAUAUGUGACGAGACGGCUCCUCGGGAAAGGCAUCCUUCCCCCCCCCCAAUGCCAAUUCCUUCUUGCUUCCCGGGGAACCGUUUUUGGAAAAGCUCCCUUCGUCUUUAACAGAUCAUCUAGCGUGGAGGAAAAAAACCAACAACGACCUUUAAAUCCCA